This is a messenger RNA of Tachysurus vachellii, 2513 nucleotides long. RefSeq names its product histidine ammonia-lyase-like. Gene Ontology annotation, biological process: L-histidine catabolic process. Lineage: Eukaryota; Metazoa; Chordata; Actinopteri; Siluriformes; Bagridae. The record is from RefSeq and is a predicted model, not a curated record. Gene Ontology annotation, cellular component: cytoplasm. Gene Ontology annotation, molecular function: histidine ammonia-lyase activity. Bases 130 to 2223 code for a protein of 697 amino acids. The transcript has 24 exons.
UGAAAAUUCUUCAUAUUUAACUGAGCCCCCCUCCUUACAGUGGGCAGGUAGUGAUCGGGUCUGAAGGUUCGUUUUAAUCUCAAUCCAUUGUGUCAUUAUCAGUUCACUGAAUAACAACUUAACCGAGAUAUGGACACUUGCAGAGAUGUUGGAAAAAUGCAGGCAAAGAAGCCAGAUGAGUAUUUCUCAAUAGAUGGGAACAGCCUCACAACUGCUGAUUUGGUCUGUCUGGGAAAAGGCUUUUGUAAGAUUAAGCUGAGUCCUGAGGCGGAAGAGCGUGUGAUCAGGGCUGAAAAUGUUAUUGAGAAGAUAUUAUCUGAAAAUCAAGUUGUUUAUGGAGUUAAUACAGGCUUUGGAAAAUUUGCACAAACUGUCGUAAGGAAAGAUCAACUCAAGGAGCUGCAGGAAAAUCUUGUCCGCUCCACAAGUGCUGGGGUCGGACCCCCACUGAGUCCGGAAAGGACCCGGAUGCUUCUUGCUCUCAGGAUUAACGUCUUAGCUAAAGGUCAUAGUGGCAUUUCCUUGGAGACUCUUCAAAAAAUGGUGUUGGCUUUUAAUGCCUCUUGUCUCUCCUGGGUUCCUGAGCAAGGGACCGUAGGUGCGAGUGGAGAUCUGGCCCCUCUUGCUCACCUGGCUCUGGGGCUGAUGGGAGAGGGACGCAUGUGGUCACCACAGACCGGCUGGACUGACGCCAUGACUGUAUUAGAAGGACACGGUCUGACCCCAAUAUCCCUGAAACCUAAAGAGGGAAUUUCUCUGAUUAACGGGACGCAGAUGAUCUCAUCACUGGGUGCUGAGGCAGUAGAGAGAGCAGAAGCGAUCUCUCGGCAAGCUGAUGUCAUCGCCUCUCUCACUGUAGAGAUGCUGAAGGGAACCAACAAAGCUUUUGACAUGGAUGUCCAUGUGGUGCGGCCUCACCCGGGUCAGAUUUUAGUCGCCCAGAGAUUUCGCUCCUUGCUUCACUCGGACUUCUUUCCUUCAGAAAUCGCAGAUGAGAAGUCCUAUAAAGGUGUUCAAGAUGCCUAUACACUGCGAUGUUGUCCGCAGGUGCAUGGAAUAACUAAUGACACAAUUUCUUUUGUGAAGUGUAUUCUCAACACUGAGCUGAACAGUGCCACAGAUAAUCCUCUGGUUUUCCCAGAGCGAGGAAUCACUAUAUCAGCGGGAAACUUCCACGGCGAAUAUCCUGCUAAGGCUCUGGACUUCCUGGCUAUAGGAGUGCAUGAGCUGGGGAGUAUUAGUGAGCGGCGCAUCGAGAGGCUGUGUAAUCCCUCCCUCAGUAAUCUCCCUGCCUUCCUGGUGAAAGAUGGAGGAUUAAACACGGGCUUCAUGAUGGCCCACUGCACUGCUGCUGCCCUGGUGUCAGAGAAUAAGGUGCUGUGCCACCCGGCCUCUGUGGACUCUCUGUCCACCAGUGCAGCUACAGAGGACCAUGUGUCUAUGGGUGGCUGGGCAGCCAGAAAGGCCCUGAAGGUGGUCGAGCACGUGGAGCAGGUCCUUGCCAUAGAGUUACUCACUGCCUGUCAGGCUCUGGAGUUCCACCGGCCCUUAAAGACCACAGCACCUCUGGAGAAGGUCUACGAGCUGCUGCGCUCUGUAGUCAGGCCCUGGGACAAAGAUCGUGUUAUGAGCUCUGAUAUUGAAGAAGCUCACAAGCUCGUCUUAGAGGAGAAGGCUCUGGACUUCCUGGCUAUAGGAGUGCAUGAGCUGGGGAGUAUUAGUGAGCGGCGCAUCGAGAGGCUGUGUAAUCCCUCCCUCAGUAAUCUCCCUGCCUUCCUGGUGAAAGAUGGAGGAUUAAACACGGGCUUCAUGAUGGCCCACUGCACUGCUGCUGCCCUGGUGUCAGAGAAUAAGGUGCUGUGCCACCCGGCCUCUGUGGACUCUCUGUCCACAAGUGCAGCUACAGAGGACCAUGUGUCUAUGGGUGGCUGGGCAGCCAGAAAGGCCCUGAAGGUGGUCGAGCACGUGGAGCAGGUCCUUGCCAUAGAGUUACUCACUGCCUGUCAGGCUCUGGAGUUCCACCGGCCCUUAAAGACCACAGCACCUCUGGAGAAGGUCUACGAGCUGCUGCGCUCUGUAGUCAGGCCCUGGGACAAAGAUCGUGUUAUGAGCUCUGAUAUUGAAGAAGCUCACAAGCUCGUCUUAGAGGAGAAGGUGUGGGAGGCAGUUCUACCAUAUAUGGAGCAGUAUAAGAAGAAUGACCACCAACAUCUCUUGUUCUAAUCUCUCAUCUGAAUUGCUUUUGUUAUAAUACAGUAAAAUAUAGCUCGGAAGCAGACGACUAAAUUUGUUGAAUCUUUUUAAUUCAAAUAAAAGGGUAAAAGAGACAACAUAAUACAAUACACAAUGAUGUAAUGAGUAGUAUUUUGAGCUUGUGGAUUUUUUUUGAGUGUUAUUUUAAAAAAAAAUCUGUAAGUAGAAUUAGUUGUAUUGAUAAGUAGGAAAAUUAAUGAAUUUCUAGAAAUUAAAAAUAGAAUUAUAUUACAUCAUGUUUAUUUCACAUAAUCCAAUUU